AUGAAGGUUCUCGCUAUCUUGUACAGUGGCUUCAAGGCUGCUAAGGCCGAGCCUCGUCUGCUGGGUACCGUCGAGAAUGAGCUCGGUCUCCGUUCCUAUCUCGAAGGGCUUGGUCACACCUAUGUCGUCUCCAGCGACAAGAAUGGGCCGAACUCUGACUUCGAGAAGCACUUGAAGGACGCCGACAUCCUUAUCACGACGCCUUUCCAUCCGGGAUAUGUAACUCGUGAGCUCAUGGAACAGGCGAAGAACCUCAAGCUCUGCGUUACUGCCGGUGUCGGUUCUGACCACGUCGACAUCAACGCCGCGGUGGACCACAAAGUGCAGGUUUUGGAGGUCACCGGGUCGAACGUCACAUCUGUGGCAGAACAUGUCGUUAUGCUCAUGCUGAACCUGGUUCGCAACUUUACGCCGGCGCAUGAGAUGAUCGAGCGAGGCGACUGGGAUGUCAGCGAGGUAGCGCGCAACGCUUUUGAUCUUGAGGGCAAGACUAUCGGCACGAUUGGCGCGGGUCGUAUCGGUUUCCACGUUCUCAAGCGUCUCGUGCCUUUCGCACCCAAAGAGCUUCUUUACUACGACUACGCCGGUCUUUCGCCUGAGCGUGAGAAGGAGGUCUCCGCGCGCAAGGUCGACAGUCUUGAGGAGAUGGUCUCCGAGUGCGACGUAGUGACUGUCAACGCACCAUUACACCAUGGCACCCGUGGUUUGGUCAACAAGGACCUACUCAAACACUUUAAGAAAGGUGCAUGGCUAGUUAACACUGCUCGCGGCGCGAUCUGCCAAGCCGAGGACAUCGCCGAGGCACUCAAGUCUGGCCAACUCAACGGUUACGCUGGUGACGUCUGGAACGUACAGCCGGCACCCAAGGAUCACCCAUGGAGGACUAUGAAAAACCCCUUGGGCGGUGGCAACGGAAUGACGCCGCAUUACUCUGGCACGACACUCGACGCUCAGGCUCGCUAUGCGGCCGGGACGAAGACUAUCCUCGACAACUUCUUCAAUAACAAGCCACAGAACCCUGCGGAUGUCAUCGUCGGUGUUGGCAAGAUUGAGAGUGCUGCGUACGGUCAGCGUUGA
Peniophora sp. CBMAI 1063 is the source of this 1077-nucleotide messenger RNA. The record is from the annotation of a GenBank genome assembly. NCBI's taxonomy places the organism in Eukaryota, Fungi, Basidiomycota, Agaricomycetes, Russulales, Peniophoraceae.